Molecule: messenger RNA, 999 nt
Organism: Rhinocladiella mackenziei CBS 650.93
Lineage: Eukaryota; Fungi; Ascomycota; Eurotiomycetes; Chaetothyriales; Herpotrichiellaceae
Product: YjeF family domain-containing protein
Exons: 1
Coding region: 1-999 (332 amino acids)
Biological process (GO): metabolite repair
Molecular function (GO): ATP-dependent NAD(P)H-hydrate dehydratase activity
Source: RefSeq, a predicted model, not a curated record
AUGUCUGCCGCCUCUCGCGCCAUGCUGGGCAAAGUGGGCAAAAUCGUCCCUCCCAUGCUUGAGAAAUUCCACAAGGGACAGCUGGGCCGAGUUGCUGUCAUCGGCGGCAGUGCCGACUAUACGGGCGCACCGUACUUCUCAGCCAUGGCUUCUGCUCGACUGGGCUGUGAUUUAUCUUACGUCUUUUGUGAACCGUCGGCCGCGCAGACCAUCAAAUCAUAUUCACCGAAUUUGAUGGUAUCCCCGAUCCUCAAGUCCACUGCCUCGAUAACCCCAACGCAGAAAGAGCCGUCUGGUGAAGAGCUGGCAAGACCCAUAUUGGACAUGCUUCCACGGCUGCAUGUACUCGUCAUUGGGCCUGGACUGGGGAGAGACGUGAUCACUCAGAAACAGGUCAAGGCCGUCAUUUCGGAAGCAAGGAAACAAGACCCCCCCGUGCCGAUGGUAUUAGAUGCCGACGCCCUCUGGCUCAUCCAGACGGAUCCGGACAUAAUCAAAGGCCACAAGGAGUGCAUACUCACGCCCAAUGUAGUGGAAUUUGGCCGACUGGCGAAAUCGGUCGGUAUGGAUCUCAACAAGGGAGAUCCGGAGAUGGCAUGCCAGGAGCUCUCCAAGAUCUUAGGUGGAGUCUGCAUCAUCCAAAAAGGGGCAGUAGAUUACAUUUCGCAAGGCGUACAGACCACCAUUUCGGAUAUCCAAGGAGGCUUGAAACGGUCAGGCGGCCAGGGAGAUACCUUGACAGGCUCUUUGGGUACUUUCCUCGCUUGGCGCGAGGCAUACCAUCAAGGCCUGUGGGAAGUGGGUGACGAGAAGAUGAGUCGAGAGGAGACGUUGUUGUUGGCUGCAUUCGGCGGAAGCGCUAUUACGAGAGAAUGCUCUCGACGGGCUUUCGCGAAGAGGCAGAGGAGUUUGCAGGCGGGUGAUCUCACGGAGGAAGUGCAUAAUUCAUUCCUUGCGCUUAUCGGAGAGCCGGAGCAGCCGCCCAAACAAAAUUUGUGA